AUCGGCCAUCACUACAAACAGAUCUAACAAAUGUUAAUCUAAUAAUACUGAAACUUUAAAAACACCAUUUGUGCAUUAUUUAAUUCUUGCAUUCAAACAGCCAGACGCAGCACCGCUGUAAAGAAAAGCUGAAGAAACUUUAAAACGCCAUGUCAAGUUAAAAACAUUUUUAAACUUGACACAUUGUCUAAAAACGCGGCGCUCGUGUGAGACUCGCCGAAAAUUCAGCAAGAUGCUGCACGGAGGUCAAAGAUUUACGUAUUUACAAAAUCAAUUAAAAAGCAGUGGAAAAUGGCGCUAGAUGCCUUGAAAACACCGGGUACCUUAGAGCGGCUAAGUUUGCAGAACAUGUAACUUGACUCUUGUAUGCCACAGAACAAGUCACACUCCCAAGUACAAGACUAUUUUUAACUAAUGGGCAGGCACAGAUUUAGGCUCACUCCAACAUUAAGCUGAACGCCACUGUGGAGCUCACAGUAAAACAUUAUGGGUAGACAAAGGACCCAAACAUCCAAGCUUCAUCGCCACUGUGAGAGCUGCCACAACCGCCGCUGCAAGACGGCAGUUGAGAUUUCUGUGUCAUGUGCGAUCAUCAGCUGCCGUUUGUUGUGCGGUGCCGUGUUUCACCUGUGCAAGGAAGAAGAACACAUGCUUUUGUGUCCCAAUGAGAGGGUGCCUUGUCUCAACGUUGAAAAUGGCUGCCCAUUCACCAUGUGCCGCUCGAACCUAGCUAAACACUUGGCGGUGUGUCCUGCUAGUGUUGUCUCCUGCUCCAUGGAGUGGAACCGAUGGCCCAUUGAAGAGUCUGAGACCCCUGAGUUCUAUAAGAAUGUUUUGAAGGAGAACUACGCUCAGGAACCUUUGGAUCUCUCGAUGGCUCUGAGGGACCAGCAGCGUCUGUUUCGUUCUCUUAAAAUGAAGAAUAUCUUCCCUGAACUUAUUGAAAAGCUGGCUGAGGAGCCUUCAGUUGCAGUGCCAGAGGGGGCCGUGGGAGGGGUACCGUUCUCAAAUAGAGUCGAGGAAGCGUCUGUGUCUUCAAGCACGGAAACUGAGGAAGGAGGUCUGACUCAGGAGGAACGAGAAGAAUUGGCGAGGAAUCCUAUUGUGGUGAAUCUCGAAAGCUAUAAUAUUUGGGAAAGAAUGUUUAGCAUGGAAUUGAGCGGCUGCAAGCACACGAUAAAAUCUUUGGGGAAAAAAUCUGAAUCCUCUCAUGGUAAUGAAAUAAAGCCACAAGCAAACCCAAGCAGGUUAGAAGUCUUACAGGAAGAGCAGCAAAUGCAGAUCGACAGUCAAGAUGCAGCUACUGACAUCCCUCAAUACAACGCAUAUGAAAUGGAUGAGCAUAAAUUCCUCAUCGCCACAUCCCUAUUUGCAUGUGACACAAGACCCGAAAAGAAACUAAUUUACGAACAUUUGGAGCCCAUGAAGAUUAAAACAGUCCGCACUUUCAAAGUCCCAACCAGCUUCAAAGCCAAACACAGUCGCAUUCGAAACCCCUCGCAUAACAAGAAGGUGAACGCAAGCGUAGACACUUCUGACCUAGGAGUUGAAAUCGAUGACAUGCCAAAAUGGGAUGAAGUUCAAGCUACUCUAUUGUGCUCUUUAGAGAGAGAACUACGGGGGCAUCUCAUAGCUGAAUCAGUGUCCACAGACGCACUUCUUCUGGACAUUGGAACUCAGACAUAUGAUUUCUACUCAGCACCUUUCAAAGCAGAGACCUCGCUGGCUGACAUUACUGCUGACCGGGCUUUGAAACUUCAUGUCCACAUUCAGGCCGAGAGCGUCACCAGAAGGCACAACAAAUCCAGCUCUGCGUUUACAUACCUGUGCAACCACACGUUCAGACGGGAUGAGUUUCCUUCACACUACAAGAAUGUUCACUCUGAUAUCCAGAGUUGCGUCAGUGGAUGGUUUGAACAGCGAUGCCCUCUCGCCUACCUGGGCUGCACUUUUAUUCAGAGAAGGUUUCAGCCCAGCUCUCACAGAGCGACGGUCUUCUAUGACAAAGAGCUCAGCACCUUCUGCCUCCGACCAGAGGUUUCAGACACACUGUAUGAAGGUGUAAAAACGGUGACCGUGGAAAGAAAGCGUGCACGCAAUGCAGACGCUCUGAGCAGGCUACCUUUUGAGGUUCUGGUCCAUGUUGCUAGAUUUCUCGACAGCUUCACCCUGUCCCAGCUGGCUCUGGUCUCCCGUCUCAUGAGGGAGGUAUGCAGCACCUUGCUUCAUGAGAGAGGGAUGGUCUCACUGAAGUGGGAGAAGAAGGUCUACUCUCAUGGUGGAUGGUGCUGGAGAAGCAAGAAGAGGGUUUGGCAGUUUAGCAACUUGUUCUCCACUGUGGACAGCUGGUGCUUCGACAGACUGCCUCCGAUUUCUGAACAUCUAAAGGUUUGUCCAUACUACCAGAGGGAGAGUAAGACAGCACCUGUUCCUUUGACUGGUGUUCAUGAGUGCCAUGAGAAGAAAGCAAACAGGAAUCAGAGUCUUGUCUCCAUGUUCAUUAAAAACAAUUAGAAUCUGUAUUACAGUAACAGACAAUGAAUUAAAUGUUGUUUUUUUGUGACUUAUAUAUAAAGUCAUGCAUCUAUGCUGAAUUCUGUGUCAUUUUGUGCUAUUCUGUCUGUUAAUUUUAUUUAGGCAUAUGUGCAAUAAUUAAUAAAAAGUAACCACUUUUUUCAGCUUUGUUAUGGAAUGCUUUUGCACUGUUAUUCUGGUUUCUGUACUUGUGUAAAGUAUUCUGUCCAAAAAUAGGAAAACUGUCGUCAUUUCAUUCCAAACCUGUAUGCCUUUCUUUCCUCUGAGGAACACAAAAGAAGACAUUUUGAAGAACAAACUGUUUUGGUUACCAUUGACCUCCAAUGUAUGGUCAAAUCAUUUCUCAAAAUAACUUCUUUUCUGUUCCCCAGAAGAAAGAAUAUCAUACCAGUUUGGACACAAAAAAAAUUAAAUAUUUCUUCCUAGUGAAUUCAUGGCAAGGAAAAGUUUGGGUUUAAAUUAUAAUUAAAUUGUUCAUUGUUUGGUAAUUUGAUAAUUGUUGACAGUUAAAAGGGUUAAGUAGGGUUAAAAUUUCAGAACAAUAGCCUACUUAUUUGUUUUCUAUGACUUUAUUUUGGUUAUGUUUAUUUUGUUAAUAUUUUUUCUUUCUUUCUUGUUUGACAGUGAAGGGGUGAUCAUUGUC
Ctenopharyngodon idella (grass carp) is the source of this 3178-nucleotide messenger RNA. RefSeq names its product F-box protein 40, tandem duplicate 1 (gene fbxo40.1). Gene Ontology annotation, molecular function: protein binding; zinc ion binding; ubiquitin protein ligase activity. NCBI's taxonomy places the organism in Eukaryota, Metazoa, Chordata, Actinopteri, Cypriniformes, Xenocyprididae. The transcript is spliced from 3 exons. The record is from RefSeq and is a predicted model, not a curated record. Bases 487 to 2514 code for a protein of 675 amino acids. Gene Ontology annotation, cellular component: cytoplasm.